Branchiostoma floridae (Florida lancelet) is the source of this 408-nucleotide messenger RNA. RefSeq names its product plasminogen-like. Gene Ontology annotation, molecular function: signaling receptor binding; endopeptidase activity. The transcript is spliced from 4 exons. Bases 1 to 408 code for a protein of 135 amino acids. Lineage: Eukaryota; Metazoa; Chordata; Leptocardii; Amphioxiformes; Branchiostomatidae. The record is from RefSeq and is a predicted model, not a curated record.
AUGGCGGUUACAAAUGUACCUGCUCACCUGGAUGGACUGGACGGAACUGUCUACAAGAUAUCAACGAGUGUAUCAGGAAACCAUGCCAAAAUGGACAAUGUGAGAACAAAGCUGGGGGCUACAAAUGUACCUGCUCACCUGGAUGGACUGGACAGAACUGCCAACGAGCGCGAGGACGGAAAAGGCUCAUCUUACCGAGGGAAAGUCGCCGUGACCAACAGUGGAAAGAAGUGUCAGCGCUGGGACAGGCAGACGCCCCAAGAACACGACAGGACACCUGCUGAAUAUCCAUCGUCCGGGCUGGAGCAGAACUACUGCCGGAACCCGGACGGAGUGGACGGAGUUUGGUGCUACACCACGGACCCUGGCAAGCGAUGGGAGUACUAUGAUGUGCCAGUAUGCGGGUAA